AUGCUGCGUACCUCUUCGGAGCUGGUUGAUGCAUUUGAACCCUAUAUUUCCCACAAUUAUAUCGAUUCAUCCAAGUCUGCUCGCACAGGAUAUCUCACUGACGGUAAACAGCAUGGGUUAUUGCAAGAAUCAGCUAGAGAACUUGCUGAUAGUUCAACAGGCCAUCAGACUAUGGAAAUCCUCCAUGAGCAGCGGAGAUGA
Molecule: messenger RNA, 201 nt
Organism: Paracoccidioides brasiliensis Pb18
Exons: 1
Coding region: 1-201 (66 amino acids)
Source: RefSeq, a predicted model, not a curated record